This is a messenger RNA of Sphaeramia orbicularis (orbiculate cardinalfish), 6911 nucleotides long. It is a transcript of the gene btaf1, whose product is annotated as BTAF1 RNA polymerase II, B-TFIID transcription factor-associated. Gene Ontology annotation, molecular function: DNA binding; ATP binding; TBP-class protein binding. NCBI's taxonomy places the organism in Eukaryota, Metazoa, Chordata, Actinopteri, Kurtiformes, Apogonidae. The record is from RefSeq and is a predicted model, not a curated record.
AAGGAAUAAAUGCAAGAUGGCUCCUCAUAUAAAAACAGUCUUCUGGGUUGCCCUUAGCGUGCAACAAAAUAACUCUUUACACCUUAUUAGGUUGAAAUAUUUAUCUACGAAGAGUUCUGAAGGGUAACUUGAGCUGUAGAUUGAUAUGCCUACGGAACCUGGCGAUAUUUUUUGGCAUAAGAAAUCCGAGAGACAAGAGGGACAACUUUGAAACCAUGAAUCGGAGCUGAACUCGCUCUCUUCGGUAGACAGAGUUCGGGUGGUCACAAGCUGACAGCCAGGGCCUCGGCUAGCUAGCGUUAGCUGCUAACUUGCUAAUGAAUACAUUUGUCUGCUUCAUUGAAAGCCGCAAACAACAAGGAGCAAAAACUCUGAAAUUAAUUGUCGCCUGUUGAAUGCGGGACGUGAAUGGCCGUACAGUAACUGACGAUGGCUGUAUCGAGGCUUGAUCGUUUGUUUAUCCUCCUGGACACCGGGACAACUCCAGUAACAAGGAAAGCAGCAGCCCAGCAGCUUGGAGAAGUUGUCAGACUCCAUCCACAUGAACUCAACAAUCUUUUAUCAAAGGUUUUGACCUACCUAAGAAGUCCCAACUGGGACACUCGAAUAGCAGCAGGCCAAGCUGUAGAGGCCAUUGUGAAGAAUAUUCCUGAGUGGGACCCAGCCCCUAAGCCUAAAGAAGAGUCUUGUGAAGACUUAUCCCCAGAGGAGGCCUCCUGUGAUCGGCUGAGUUUCUACCACUUUGACAUCUCCCGCUUACUCAAACAUGGAGCCUCUCUUUUGGGAUCUGCAGGAGCUGAGUUUGAGCUGCAGGAUGACAAGACUGGUGAGAUGGACCCAAAGGAGCGACUCUCCCGGCAGAGGAAGCUCCUUCAGAAGAAGCUGGGUCUGGACAUGGGUGCUGCUAUUGGCAUGGACACAGAGGAGCUGUUCAACGACGAGGACCUCGACUACACCUGCCAAUCCAUCGGGCCCAAACCUCAUGGGAGCAAAGUCAUGGCUGGUUCUAGCUCUCGCAACCAUGUGGCCAUUCAAGCUGCUGAGUUGAUAGACUCAGAAUUCCGGCCAGGGAUGAGCAAUCGUCAGAAGAAUAAAGCGAAGAGAAUGGCCAAGCUGGUGGCGAAACAAAGAUCCAGAGACAUGGAUCCAAAUGAGAAGAGUUUGUUAGUUUCAAUAAAUGUCUUUGUCUCCAUUUUAGUAACGGACAGCUUUGAAGGUGAACCCGAAGAGAAACGAAGGAAAACCACGAAUAUUGUUAUCGACACAGCAACAGAGAAUAAAGUCUUAAUUGACAAUGUUCCAGACAACUCCAGUCUGUUAGAGGAAACAAAUGAGUGGCCUCUGGAGAGCUUCUGUGAAGAGCUCUGCAAUGACCUGUUCAAUCCUUCGUGGGAGGUUCGUCACGGUGCAGGCACAGGUCUCAGAGAAAUCCUCAAGUCUCACGGUGCAGGAGGCGGGAAACUGGUGGGAAGCACAGCAGAGCAGAUGUCGCGGCAGCAUCAGGAGUGGAUUGAGGACCUGGUCAUCCGGUUGCUCUGUGUCUUCGCUCUUGACCGUUUUGGAGAUUUCGUAUCUGAUGAGGUGGUGGCUCCUGUGAGGGAAACGUGUGCCCAGACGCUCGGCGUGGCCCUUCGCCACAUGAAUGAAACCGGUGUUUCCAUGACGGUCGAUGUCCUGUUGAAGCUGCUGAAAGAGGACCAGUGGGAGGUCCGGCAUGGAGGUCUGCUGGGGAUCAAAUAUGCCCUGGCCGUCCGACAGGACCUGAUCUCUAAUCUGCUCCCUCGGGUUCUCCCUGCCAUCACCGUGGGCCUCCAGGACUUGGAUGAUGACGUGAGGGCUGUGGCAGCUGCAGCCCUCAUACCUGUGGUGGAGGGCUUGGUACAGCUGCUCCCCAGUAAGGUGCCCUUCAUAGUGAACACACUGUGGGACGCUCUUCUGGACCUGGACGACCUCACUGCUUCCACCAACAGCAUCAUGACACUGCUGUCCUUGUUGCUCACCUACCCACAAGUCCGGCAGUGCAGCAUGCAGCAGUCGUUAACUGUUCUAGUCCCUCGGGUUUGGCCUUUCUUGAGACACACUAUAUCAUCGGUUAGAAGGGCAGCUCUGGAAACACUCUUCACACUGCUGUCCAAAGCAGAUCAGAGCUGUGCUAUGUGGAUCAACCCAAUCCUACAAGAUAUGCUUCGGCACAUCUUCCAGUCCUGCAUACUGGAGAGCAACGAGGAAAUCCUUGAACUGAUCCAAAAGGUGUGGAUGGAGCUGCUGUCUCAGGCCCCUCACCAGUAUGUCGUAGCAGCCAGCUGUCCGUGGAUGGGCGCCUGGCUCUGUCUCAUGAUGCAGGCCUCACACAUUCCCAUAGACCUGAACAUGCUGCUGGAAGUGAAAGGCCGCUCCAAGGAUAAAGCCGGUACAAAGACUCGUCAAGGGACCAAUCAGGUGAAGGAGACGGUCCAGGAAUAUAUUGCAGGAGCCGACACGGUGACAGACGACCCAGUGACGAGGGACUACGUGGUGGUUCGCGCUCGCCUCAUGGCCGCCAAAUUGCUGGGAGCUCUGUGUAGGUGUAUCUGUGACCCUCAGCUCAAUGCAGCGUCUCAGGAGAUCCGCCCGGCCGAGUCUUUGGGUCAGCUGCUGCUCUUCCACCUCAACUCCAAGUCCGCCCUGCAGCGCAUCGCUGUGGCUCUGGUUCUCUGCGAGUGGGCUUCUCUACAGAAGGACUGCCAGGUGGUGUCAUCCAUGGUGCAGCCUCGACUUCUGGCCAUUCUGUCGGAACAGCUGUACUACGACGAGAUCGCAAUCCCGUUCACUCGUAUGCAGAAUGAAUGCAAGCAGCUCAUCGCCUUGCUAGCUGAUGCCCACAUAGACCUUCAAGACCGACUGAAUUGUAGUGUUUUUACCAUUGAUCAAGCCAGUGAGCUGGUAACCACCAUCUUCACAGAGUCUACAGCCGGUCUGAACGUGAAGUCAAAACAGUGGCAGACGCUGGACAGCAAACGACAGCAGGCUCAGUCCACAGUUCUAGAGACCAAUGCUGAAUGGCAGCAGCUACAUCUGCGAGUCCACAUGUUUACAGCCUGUGCCGUAAUUAACUUACAAGUACUUCCUGACAAGCUCAACCCCCUGGUUCGGCCUCUGAUGGAAACUAUCAAGCGAGAGGAGAACACCUUGAUCCAGAGUUAUGCUGCUGCUUUCAUAGCCAAGCUGCUGCAGCAGUGUGCUAGCCGCUCGCCGUGCCCCAAUCCCAAAAUUAUUAAAAACCUUUGUGCCUCAGCCUGUGUCGACUCUUCAGCUACUCCAUCCUCUGCAUGUCCUGUUCCCCCAACACAAGAAAACGCAAAGGGCACUAGUUUGGAAAAAGAUGGCAUGCAUCACAUGGUCAACAAAACUCGCGGCAUUAUCACUCUGUAUCGUCACCAAAGGGCAGCAUUCGCCAUCACCAGUAAAAGAGGCCCGGUCCCUAAGGCGCCAAAGCCCCCCAGCACAGAGCUACCUCCUGGCAGCACCAUCAGCACUGAUAACGAUGAGAGCAAGAAGCCGUUUCUUAUUCAAAGAAGAGGAGCAGAAUUUUCUCUGACCACUAUUGCCCGGCACUUUGGGGCAGACCUCACAAAGUCUCUGCCGUACCUUUGGGAAAAUACGGUGGGACCACUGAGGACGGUGGUGAAUGCGAAUCAAGGAAUCGAUCGUCAGGUCCAGCUGGAAAGGGGAGACACUCCAGCCCAAGAACUGGUCAACUCUUUACAAGUACUGGAGAUCAUGGCUGGAGCCAUGUCUACUGAACUAAAACCUCUGCUGCUGGAACAUCUGCCCCAUCUGUUCACUUGUCUGCGGCACCCCUACACAGCGGUGCGUCACAUGGCGGCCCGCUGUGUGGGCGUGCUCAGUAAGAUAGCGAUGCUGGAAACCAUGAACAGUUUCCUUGAGCGUGUGCUGCCCUGGCUAGCAGCCAUCGACGACUGCACCAAACAGGAAGGCUCCAUUGAGGCUUUGGCCUGCGUUAUGGAGCAGCUGGAUGUGGACAUCGUUCCCUACAUCGUGCUGCUGGUUGUGCCGGUGCUGGGCCGUAUGAGCGACCCCAGUGAUAGCAUUCGUUUUAUGGCCACACAGUGCUUUGCUACCCUCAUCCGCCUGCUUCCCCUAGAGGCAGGUAUACCGGACCCUCCAGCCAUGUCUGCUGAGCUGAUUCGCCAGAAAGCCAGAGAACGCCACUUCCUGGAGCAACUGCUCGACGGCCGCAAGUUGGAGAACUACAAAAUCCCUGUUCCCAUUAAGGCUGAGCUCAGGAAGUACCAGCAGGAUGGAGUGAACUGGCUGUCCUUCCUAAACAAAUACAAACUGCAUGGGAUCCUGUGUGAUGAUAUGGGCCUCGGGAAGACCCUGCAGUCCAUCUGCAUCCUGGCAGGAGAUCACUACCUCAGGGCACAGGAAUAUGCCAAGACAAAGGCUGCAGACUGUAGUCCUCUCCCCUCCCUCGUUGUGUGUCCUCCCACACUGACUGGCCACUGGGUGGACGAGGUGGGCAAGUUCUGCGCCAAAGAGUACCUCAAUCCUCUGCACUACACUGGGCCUCCGACAGAACGGAUGCGGUUGCAGCACCAAGUAAAAAAACAUAACCUCAUAGUCGCCUCUUAUGAUGUUGUACGAAACGACAUUGACUUUUUUAGAAAUAUAAAAUUUAAUUACUGUAUCCUUGAUGAGGGUCAUGUCAUCAAGAAUGGAAAAACCAAACUCUCCAAAGCCAUUAAGCAGCUAGCUGCCAACUUCCGAGUCAUUUUGUCAGGAACUCCCAUCCAGAACAAUGUCCUGGAGCUGUGGUCACUGUUUGACUUCCUCAUGCCUGGUUUCCUUGGAACGGAGCGCCAGUUCGCUGCUCGUUAUGGCAAACCCAUCCUGGCCAGCAGAGAUGCCAAAAGUUCCUCACGGGAACAGGAGGCCGGUGUUUUGGCGAUGGAGGCCUUACAUCGGCAGGUGUUACCCUUCCUUCUGAGGAGGAUGAAGGAGGACGUCCUCCAGGACCUUCCUCCAAAAAUAAUUCAGGAUUAUUACUGCAACCUGAGUCCACUUCAGGUUCAGCUAUAUGAAGACUUUGCAAAGUCUCGAGCCAAGGCUAGUGUGGAGGACACCAUCUCUGUGGCCUCUACAGAGGACGAGGAGAAACCUAAAUUAAAAGCCACAGGUCACGUCUUCCAGGCCCUACAGUACCUGCGGAAACUGUGUAACCACCCAAGCCUGGUCCUGACGCCGCAGCAUCCAGAGUACAAACGCAUCACAGAGCAGCUGGCAGGUCAAAACUCCAGUCUGCGGGACAUUCAACAUGCCCCCAAACUCUCUGCUCUUAAACAGCUGCUGUUAGACUGUGGGCUGGGCGGAGGUGGAGGAUCAGAGGGGGGCACUGAAGCUGUGGUAGCCCAGCAUCGUGUGCUCAUUUUCUGCCAGCUGAAGAGUAUGCUGGAUAUUGUUGAGCACGACCUGCUGAAACCCAAACUCCCUACUGUCACGUACCUGAGGCUGGACGGCAGCGUGCAGGCAGGCCUGCGCCACUCCAUCGUGUCCAGGUUUAAUAAUGAUCCUUCCAUUGAUGUGCUGCUACUGACCACCCACGUUGGAGGUUUGGGUCUGAACCUGACGGGGGCAGACACUGUGGUGUUUGUGGAACAUGACUGGAACCCCAUGAGAGAUCUGCAGGCUAUGGACCGCGCCCACAGGAUUGGACAGAAACGCGUUGUGAACGUGUACCGGCUGAUCACUCGGGGAACGCUGGAGGAGAAAAUAAUGGGGCUGCAGAAAUUCAAGAUGAGCAUCGCCAACACCGUCAUCAGCCAGGAGAACGCGAGCCUGCAGAGCAUGGGCACCGACCAGCUCCUCAACCUGUUCACCCUCGAUAAGGACGACAAGGGUGAGAAGAGCGAGCAGUCGCCGUCGACCUCAGGGAAGGCGUCCAUGAAGUCGGUUCUGGACGGCCUGGGAGAGCUGUGGGACCAGCAGCAGUACGACUCCGAGUACAACCUGGACAGCUUCAUGCACUCCCUGCAGUAGCGCCUCCCAGAUCCCACCCCCAUCUGCUGGCCGAGCAGGACCUGGUCAGAGUCUGAGGAGACCUCCAACCGCUGCUACUCACACAUCUGCCCUCCUCUUUAGGCCACUCCCCCAAUGUCAACCACACGCAGAGUCACUGUUAGUUAGCAGACCGUGUCCCAAAGCAAUAAAUGAAGCCAAAAUGAGAACUAAAUCUAGACUUUAGACCUCUUAAAAGGGCACUUGAACGUUAUCAGACAUCCCAUUAGUCCUAGUUGAGAGCCAGGAAAACCUGAAGAAGUCCUUUACAGAACGUUACCAUGACGAUGGACCUGCAGAAGACGGCUCCACUGUUGAAUUUUUAUCAUCUAUGAGUUAACGGCGGCUACGGCUGCUGCACUGCCAUCCUCUUCCUCCUCCUACACAGCAUUACCAGUACAGUGUUAACCACACCACCCUCAACAUCUGCUCUUCCUCAUUCUCAUAAUGUCUUAAAAGCACUGCUACACCCAACAACAUGUCGCCACCUCCUAAUUUACGGACACAAAUGUGUUUUUGUACGACAAAAGGGAAAAAAAAUGGAGAUCGCAGAGCUCUGGCACGUCAUUCGCUGAGCCAUGAGGACACGCUCCUACAGGUGGCGCUUGGUUUACCAGACCCAUGAGCGAUAGGAGAAACUGGCGUCUCCUCUGAACGCGGUGGACGACGACCUAGGAGACGCUGCAGUGGAAGCAACGUUACAGAGACUGGACCCGGGGCCAAGGUGAAACUGGUACCUGAAACCCGUCACAAGUAUUUUAAAGGAAAUGAUAGACUUGUACAUAUUUCUGUAACUGCUGCUUUUUGUUUAUGAUCGUGGAAUUGUAAUAAAUUCUGCAGAACUUUGAACUACA